Messenger RNA from Pygocentrus nattereri (red-bellied piranha), 3527 nucleotides. RefSeq names its product phosphatidate phosphatase LPIN2. The transcript is spliced from 21 exons. NCBI's taxonomy places the organism in Eukaryota, Metazoa, Chordata, Actinopteri, Characiformes, Serrasalmidae. The record is from RefSeq and is a predicted model, not a curated record. The coding region runs from base 324 to 3149 and encodes 941 amino acids. Gene Ontology annotation, biological process: fatty acid catabolic process; positive regulation of transcription by RNA polymerase II; triglyceride biosynthetic process. Gene Ontology annotation, molecular function: transcription coactivator activity; phosphatidate phosphatase activity. Gene Ontology annotation, cellular component: endoplasmic reticulum membrane; cytosol; nucleus.
GUCUCGUCUAAAAUAGAAUCGCUCGGGAAUGGACCGUUACUAAUUCCGACCCGCUUGUCGUUUACAUCGGAGAGGAGACGAGACGGCAAGAGACAGUCGGUACACGACGACGUCCUCACAAGUGUCAACAGCUGAUAUUUAUAAAUGAGAGGAAUAGCACUUUCUGUCUGAGGUACAAGGACACCGAAUGAGAGCGAGCAGCAUUUUCAGGCAAGUUGGAGACCCGUCCAGGAUAUAGAGUGUGUAGCGGGGCCUCAGACAAAGCUUAAGGUGUCGUACUGCUGCUAAGAACUUUCUCCAGAUCAAAUGGAGUAGUGGGCAGUAUGAACUAUGUGGGUCAGUUGGCAGGGCAGGUGCUGGUGACUGUCAGAGAGCUGUAUAAAGGUCUGAAUCAGGCCACCCUCUCUGGAUGUAUUGAUGUGGUGGUGGUGCAGCAGCCAGAUGGAACCUUCCAGUGCUCACCUUUCCAUGUCCGCUUUGGCAAGCUGGGUGUCCUGCGCUCCAGAGAGAAAGUGAUUGACAUUGAGGUGAACGGUUCACCAGUUGACCUGCAUAUGAAGCUGGGUGACAAUGGAGAGGCUUUCUUUGUGCAGGAGACCCAGCAUGCCAAUGAAACGAUCCCCGCUCAUCUGGUCACCUCGCCGAUCCCAACUGAAGAGCCAGUGUUCUGGGGCCGUGACUCACGCAUGUCUGAACCAUGCCAGGAGAGUGGAGUAAUGGAAGAUGGAGGGAGUGGAUUGGUGAAAAAGAAGAAAAGAAAGAGGAGAAAACACAAAAUUUCCGAACAGAGGAAAGAAGAGCAAAGCUCAGCCGCAGCCAAUCAGUCAUCAACAUCAUUUUCUGUAGUGAAAGAUUCAGUUGAGCCCAGACAGAAUCUUCCACACCGUCUCUUAGACAGUUAUCCACUCUCUGAUGGAGAUUGGACCACAGACAGCAGGAGUGUGUCAGAGCCCAACUCCCCUAAGAGUGACUCAGAACUGUCAGUGAGGUCAGAAAGCGCCAUGCGGAAUCGUUCCCAUAUGCAGUGGACUUGGGGAGAACUGCCAGAGGCCACCAAGUUCAGCUGCAGAGAGUGGGCAGAGCCUUUGAAGACACACGGCAUUACGCCGUCGGAGAGCACUCACUUCCGAGUCAUCAACAACAUAGGUGCGGUGCCAACAGAACAGAAUGAAACAGCUGUUCAUCCAGUCAUUGUCAAACCUCAACCUCGAAACCCUGUUCAACCAGUUCAACUUCACACUGCCAAACCAGAACUUCAGAUGCAGCCACUGCAUUGCCACACAUCAAAGACUGAUCCUAAUAUAAACCAAGUGGACCCUAAGGUCCAACCUCAUCCACGCAGAUCAGAUGCUCAUACAAAUAAGCUUGACUCUGAUACAUUCAAGCUCCAAACUCAAGAAAGCAAAUUAGAGUCACAGAUUCAUGUGCACCAAACAGAAACCCAUACAAACAAACUAGAACUCCACAUGUCCAAAACAGAACCUCAUGCCUUAAAGUUGUCUUCAUCAAGCGCCAGUUCUGCUGAUUCUGUGGGAAGGAGCAAGCAGCCUGUGAGUGUGCCCCAAGCUGCUGCUCGUCUGCUGGGGGAUGUCCGUGAAAUCUGCCCAGAGUGCCAGUCCUCCAAACCAGAAGCGUCGUCUAAGAGGAGAGGUGUGAGGAAGAGGAGUCAGCAUCAGGGUCCAGAGGAUAUUUACCUGGAUGAUCUCACUGCCUUAGAGCCUCAUGUUGCUGCUCGCUACUUUCCUAAAAGUGAGUCUGUAGGUCAGUGUGAGGAGGGGUGUGCGUGUUCAGGUUCUCAGUCUCCUCAGUCGGUGGGCAGUGCGGCUGCAGACAGCGGUACUGAAUGUCUGUCUGAUUCUGCUGCGGAUCUGCCAGCCGUCUCACUGUCACUUUGUGGUGGCCUGGGAGACAACGCUCACGUUAACAAGGAGAAGUUUUUGGAACACAUUGUCACCUAUCAGCAGUUUGCUGACAAUCCUGCCAUCAUUGACAACCCAAACCUGGUUGUGAGAAUUGACAACAGAUAUUAUAACUGGACCCUGGCUGCACCACUGAUUCUCAGUAUGCAAGCUUUUCAGAAGAAUUUGCCCAAGGCAGCUGAAGAUGCUUGGGUAAAAGAAAAAAUGCCAAAGAAGACCACCCGCUGGUGGUUCUGGAGGAAGAGUAGUGUACAACAGUCAGAGACUAAAGAGGAGACACGAGAUUUACUCAGCAGGGUUCCGUCUCACUACCAUGACAGCCCUGUUCCACGACAGGUGGCAGCAGACUCUUCUACUGAUGAAGACUGUAAAGAGCUGAAUACAGCUGCUCUUACUGAGCGCCUGCAGAUGGAUGGACAUGCUCACACACACUCCUAUAGGAAAUCAUUACGGCUUUCAUCAGAUCAGAUUGCCACUCUGGGAUUGAAGGAAGGACCCAAUGACGUUGUGUUCAGCAUCACCACUCAGUACCAGGGCACCUGCCGCUGUGAGGGAACCAUCUAUCUGUGGCACUGGAAUGACAAGAUAGUGAUCUCUGACAUUGAUGGCACCAUCACCAAGUCUGAUGUUUUAGGACAAUUUCUUCCUCAGCUUGGAAAAGACUGGACACAUCAGGGCAUUGCUAAACUCUACCACACUAUACAUGAGAAUGGCUAUAAGUUUUUAUAUUGCUCAGCACGUGCAAUUGGCAUGGCAGGAAUGACUAGAGGAUACUUACACUGGGUCAAUGAUAGAGGAACCAUUUUACCACGAGGACCACUAAUGCUCUCACCUAGCAGCCUGUUUUCAGCUUUCCACAGGGAGGUGAUUGAGAAGAAGCCAGAGAAGUUUAAGAUUGAGUGCUUAACGGACAUCAAGAAUCUCUUCCCUCAAAACUCUCAGCCUUUCUAUGCAGCCUUUGGCAACCGCAGCAAUGAUGUGUUUGCCUAUAAGCAAGUACAUGUUCCAGCCUGCCGCAUAUUCACGGUAAACCCUAAAGGAGAGGUCAUUCAGGAACUGACCAGGGGCAACAAGACAUCGUAUAGUCGCCUAAACGAGUUGGUGGAUCAUGUUUUCCCUUGGGUUGACAAAGAGCAAAGUGCUGCCUUUGUUCACCCAGAAUUCAGUUCUUUCUGCUACUGGAGGCAGCCCGUAGCUGAGGUCUGCCUGGAAGAGAUCCUGUUACUCUGAUUGGCUGAGCCACUGAGGAAAGCCUACUGUGAUUGGUCAGGCUGGAACUGACCUUAACUGUGAUGCUACUAUUGUUUGUAAUCUUAAAACACAAGAACCAACUGAUUAUUAUUUUCACUUUUAGUAGGGGAUUGCAUUCUUUUCUCUGUAAAUGAAUCUACUAAGAAUUUAACUACUGUAUAGUGGGUCUUGCAGUUGAGCUUAAAAGCCUUAAUGCUAUUUGUGUGUAUUUAUGAAAAAAUGCUGCUCUGUUUGAAGCUGUGUUUAACACAUAUGAACACGUCACAGACUGACUGUACAUAUCCUCUAAUGCACUUUAAGAGAUUCACUGUGUAUACAUGCAUGCAGUGCUGCUGAUUAAAUACAAGUUGAAAUGAA